AUGAGCACGCCUGCCGCCUCUGGAAGCUCUUCGAGCGCGACGUACUACGCCAUGAAGGAAAUGUCUGACGGGUCGUACGCCAGUCUCAAAGACCCUGAAGCCGCUAUCGACGCAGACUGCGAGUCUCUCAAUACCCCUCAGCCCCGACCCUUCCAUUCGAGCGUUCUCAGCUUCGCAAAAUCGUUCGGCCGCCACUUGCUCACGAUCAUACUCUACCUCCUAAUCCACAUACCGCACGGCGUCAUCAUCCUAAUUACCCUCGCUUUCGUCACCUUGCACGUCGGUGCCAUCGUAAUUGCGAAUAAAGAAAUUGACUGGCCAUCGUUCGCCGACACCGACGCCGCCUUUGAAGAAAUCCCCAUCCACGCCGAAUACGACGAUUUCGGCCGAUUCUUGUUCAAGGUCAAUCAUGGGGCGGGGAUCGCGCUUAUAUGGUUGUCGAUUCACGUGCCGGCUGUCUUUGGGAUGGUGUUCUCAGUCAAGAUGGGGAUGAGAGCAUGGGAAGCGCUCGAACCUUAG
Peniophora sp. CBMAI 1063 is the source of this 519-nucleotide messenger RNA. Lineage: Eukaryota; Fungi; Basidiomycota; Agaricomycetes; Russulales; Peniophoraceae. The record is from the annotation of a GenBank genome assembly.